AUGGUGAACAAUUAUCCAAAUCAGAACAAUCGUAAUAAUAGCAAUAGCAACAAUCAACAAAAUUCGGCACAACGUUUUUACGACCAACCAACGGAUAUGCAGUACAAUGAUAGUAAUAACCAUCAUCAACGACAAAUUCGUUUAGUUCCUCCACCAUCGAGAAAGAAUAUGGAUCAUGUAGAUUCACCACGUACACCCGGUCGACGUACUCGUUCUGAACUCAAUGAUGACGAUGAUUUCCAACAGGACGUACAAAAUAAGAAACAAAGACAACGAAGUACUGAAGUUGAAUUCGAUAAUCAAUGGGAGAAUCGACAACGAAGCCACAAUGAGGAUAAUUCACUUCUACAGCAACAACAAUAUCAUCAUCAACACCAACAAAUACAAAUAAAUGUUACCAACAAUGAUAACAAUAAUCCUAGUCCACCUCGUCCGACACAACAACAUGAACAAAAGCAACAGCACCCACAGCAGCAACGCUUCUCAUUAAGAACAACCGAUGCCCGUACAAUUGCUCAUGAAAAUAGAAGUAAUCAACAAAGUAACAGAAUCACAUCGGAAUCGGCUCGUUAUGCUCAAACUCGAUUUCCAUUUCAACCCUUCAUCAUUAGAUUCUCAUCCGGAAAGGUAAAAGAAAAACAAGCUGCACAGGAAUUGGUAAAACAUUAUAAAGAUAUUCAGCAUACAGAUAUGUCAAUUGCUCAUAUACGUCAGUCUACAUUAAAAUGCCAACAAAACGAUUACGAUUUAUUAAUUUAUGUAAAAGAUUCUCUAUCAUUUAUCACAUUAUUUGAUCAACAAAACUGGCCGAAGAAGAUUGAUGGCAUGGAUUUCACGUUUCCUUCUACUCCUUCUUUUCCACCACAACUUGCAUUCAUCAUCAAAAAUGUUGACUUACAAAUGAAUAUGGACGAUUUUACGAACGAGGUAAAAACCACCUACCCCGAAAUACAUAAUGUUAUUCGGUUAAAAAAUAAAUUUCAAAAUAAUAUUAAAUUGAUUAAAAUUGAAAUUCUAUCGUCAAUGAAACGUGAAGAAAUUCUAAACAAAGGUAAAAUUAUUGUACAAAGUAUGACAUAUGAUGUUGAAGCGUAUUUAGCACCGGCCGAUGUUUUGAUCUGUUCAAAAUGUAUGGGUAUAGGACAUUUUAGAAGACAAUGCACAGAAGCAGAUGAAACAUGUAAAGUAUGUGGUACAUCCUGUCCUGAUCUGCGUCAACAUAAAUGUUCAACAGUUAUAAAAUGCAUUCAUUGUGACGGUGAUCAUCAUUCAAAUGCAUUAAAAUGCCCAAUCGUAAAAAGCUAUCGUUCGACAUUAACAAAAAAGCUUCUAUCGGUAAAUCGUCCGCCACCGCCACCUUCUGCAUGGUCAAAUAAUAAUAAUAAUAAUGGUAAUGCUAAUAUUAAUAAUAACUAUCAACAUAAUUGGUCAGAUUAUCCUCAACUGCCACCACCACAACAACAGAACAUACCAUAUUCUGCAGUCAGUAACGAAAUGAUUAACAAAAUUGGAGAACUGAUUGGUUCAAUGCAGAAAUUUAAUGAUACACUUAAAAGAAUAGAGAAGAAAAACCAAGACUUUGAACAAUUUAUCGUUGACAGUAAAAACAAUGAUGCUAGCCUAUUCAAGAAACUCGAUCAACUAAACGAAAAAGACAAGGAUUACAAGAAAGUUCAUACACAACAUGAUAUUAAAUUAACGAGACAUGAAAAUGUAUUUACAAAAUUAGUACUGCCGAUGUUAGAUGAAAUUGCAAAAUUUAUGGUUAACAUAAAUGUUGAUAUAAAUCGUGGUGUAUUAAAUGCAGAUUUUCAAGUAACAAUUAAUCGAAUGCGUGCACAAUUGAACAACGUAAGUUUAAACAAAGACUUCUGA
Molecule: messenger RNA, 1875 nt
Organism: Rotaria socialis
Lineage: Eukaryota; Metazoa; Rotifera; Eurotatoria; Philodinida; Philodinidae
Source: the annotation of a GenBank genome assembly